AUGUGGCAUUAUCGCGUUGGUGUCGCGGCGACGGGAUGCGGACGUCGACUGAUCGCGAGUUACAUUUCGAGCCCUUCUUCGUCGCCAUUGCUGGGUUCUCGGGUCGGAGACUUGAUUGACGAAACUGCGGAGAAAUUCCCAGACAGAGAUGCCUUCGUGUCGACGUACGAGAACGCGAGGAUCAAGUACGGUAAACUGAAGACGGAGGUGGACGAUUUUGCUGCUGGUUUGCUCGCAGUUGGGUUGAAACCCGGAGACCGUGUCGGAAUAUGGGGCCCGAACAGCUUCCACUGGUAUGUUGUCUUGAAAUCUGGUCGGUUUUCAUUCUCUUUCAUCUUUUUUUUUUUUAAUCGGUUGUACGCGGAAUGGUUUGUUUUAUCGUCAGUUUUGUUAGUGUUGAAUGCAGACUUUGUUAAUAACUUUGCGUUGGCCAAAGCUGGUCUGAUCUCAGUCAACGUGAACCCAGCUUAUCAGACCCGGGAGUUGGAGCAUUGCGUGAAAGCAGUCGAAAUUCGCGGUAUCAUCGCCGCGCCCGGGUUCAAAACAUUGGACUACUUCGCCAUGCUUUCCGAAAUCGUGCCCAGAACGAACCUCGACUUCGUCGUGAUGAUGGGUUCUACGAGUGUAGAAUCUAAACUCGGAUAUUUGACCAUGUCGGAAGUUGAAGCGAAGGGACACAACGACGCGGCCAAAGAGAGACUAGAGAAGAUUGCCAAAAGAAUCCAUUUCGAUGAUCCCGUGAAUAUUCAGUUCACUUCCGGUACGACGGGUUUGCCCAAGGGAGCUGUCCUUUCUCAUCAUAAUAUUGUGAACAACGCGUUCUUCCUUGGAAAGAGGAUCGGCUAUGGAGAGAAACAUCAUAAAAUUUGUCUGCCGGUCCCUUUGUAUCAUUGUUUCGGUUGCGUUGCUGGAACAAUCGCCAGUGUGCUUCAUUCUGCUGCUCUGGCAGCUGUGGAAGCAGAAAAAUGCACGUCACUCUACGGCACACCGACGAUGUUCAUCGACAUGUUGGAUAGGCCGAAUUUCUCAAAGUACGAUCUAACUUCGCUUGAAACCGGUGCAAUGGCAGGAUCCCCUUGCCCGGAACCUCUGGUGCGGGAAGUACGCCACCGAAUGCACAUGAAGAACUUUUCGAUAUUUUUCGGUAUGACGGAAACGAGUCCUGUGACGUGUCAAAGCUUUCCCACGGAUUCGGAGGAGAUACGGGCUACUACCGUUGGUUUUCCUUCGGAGCACGUAGAGCUUAUGGUGAAAGAUUUGGAAGGAAACGUUGUUGAACGCGGCAUUCCCGGUGAACUUUUUGUCCGAGGCUACGUCACAUUCCUUGGGUAUUGGAAAAACCCCCAAAAAACCUCAGAAAUCAUGGCUGGCCAGAAAUGGCUCCGGACCGGUGAUUUAGUUGUGAUUCACGAAUCCGGCUACGAGUUUUGCAAAGGGAAAUUGGCGCAUUUCAAAAUCCCGAGAUACAUUUUGUUGACUGAUGUUCUCCCUACUACAACGUCUGGGAAGAUUCAGAAGUUCAAAUUGAGAGAGGAGGCUAUUGUUCGCUUGAAUCUCAGUAUGCCCAAGACUCAUUGA
Molecule: messenger RNA, 1578 nt
Organism: Notodromas monacha
Lineage: Eukaryota; Metazoa; Arthropoda; Ostracoda; Podocopida; Cyprididae
Source: the annotation of a GenBank genome assembly